AUGCUGAAAGCUUCCAACCGCUUCGAAUGUCAUUACCCCGGCUGCAACUCAAGCUACCAGCGCAAAGAGCACCUCCGCCGUCACGAAGCCCAACAUGAUGGCCGUCUCGCCUCCACAUGCCCGUUCUGCAGCCGGACAUUCGCACGAAGGGACACUCUUAGACGCCAUGUCCGGCGCGAUCAUGCGGAUUCCCAGUCUCAGCUAGAGUCAGCUCGUGCAUUGCAAGCUUGCGAAGCGUGUCGAGGCGCAAAAGUACGUUGUCGGGGCGGACAUCCGUGCACUCGAUGUCAACUGAGAGGGAGUCAAUGUGUCUUUGAUCAUCCGGAUCAUGUCCUUGAGCAUGAGCCUGAUGCCGACGCUGAUAUCGACACUGAUGCUGAGGUAGAUGCUGAGACAUCGGAGGUGCAGAAUGAUGAGCCACAAGGACCGCAGGCUAAAGCAGUUUGGGAAGCGAGACAAUUGGAAGACGAUAGUCAUAAUUUCGACCAUGCCCCAGUGACCUCAGACUCUACAGAACAGAACAAGUUUCAGCGCUGGGUGCACCUCUACUUCACACGUUUCCAUCGCCACUGGCCCAUUCUGCACCGAGGCACAUUUGAUAUUGCGCACGAACCACCGCUUCUGGUCCAAGCUGUGAUGAUGAUCGGGCUAUGGGUUAGCGGGACACCGAAGGCAAAAGAAGCCGCAAUUGAGCUCCAUAGUAAACUGGGAGAAUCCAUCUGGGAGCACAGGAGCACCUGGGCCAGGACAUGCGCAUUGCAAGACCAGCCCGGCCAAGAAGAACGCGAGCAGGAGAACGACAACCCAACAUCCCAGUGGCCAAUAGCGACAUACCAGGGCAUUCUCAUCUACCUCAUAUUCUCGCUGCUUUCUCCCGGGACAAACAAUCCCUCCUUCGAAUUGAGUUUAACGUUCCACAUCCGGCCCAGAGACCGCGAUAUCCUCUCCGUCCUCAUCUCCGCAUGUCUUGAAAACAACAUAUUCUACUACCCGCGUAUGCUGGAGCGAUACUGGGGCGUCGAGAACAUCACCUGCAUCUGGGUUGGGGUUGAGGAGAUCAAGAGACUAGGGCUGGCGCUGUAUCGGGUUUCUUGCUUGUGUAGCACGGUCUCGAACGGGAUACUCCCGCAACACCUGGAGGAUGGUGACCAUGUCCGGCUAUUACACCUAUCUGACUUGAGAUUUCCCCCACCGGAUAGCGGGUACCUGUGGGAAGCUGCGUCGAACGAGGAAUUGUCGAGGCUGCUGAGGGUUCGGAAUUUGAACCUGGAGACUCGGCCUGCUAGUGAGCUUGGAAGGACGGUUGAUGGGAGAGACGAGAGGAAUUGGAUUUCGGCUGUUACGGGUCGUUGA
Aspergillus mulundensis is the source of this 1353-nucleotide messenger RNA. RefSeq lists its product as uncharacterized. Gene Ontology annotation, biological process: DNA-templated transcription; regulation of transcription by RNA polymerase II. Gene Ontology annotation, molecular function: zinc ion binding; DNA-binding transcription factor activity, RNA polymerase II-specific; RNA polymerase II cis-regulatory region sequence-specific DNA binding. The record is from RefSeq and is a predicted model, not a curated record. Bases 1 to 1353 code for a protein of 450 amino acids. Lineage: Eukaryota; Fungi; Ascomycota; Eurotiomycetes; Eurotiales; Aspergillaceae. The transcript has 3 exons. Gene Ontology annotation, cellular component: chromatin.